AGGAUUGUGUUCUCGGCUAAACGAUACAAGGCUUGUUACGCUCGUAAUCGGCAGUAUUCAUGCGAGGACUCUUCAUCAGGAAAGAGAUGCGGGUCGUUUUGUUAAUUGCAGGCCUCGUCAGUUUUCUGGCCGUCGGAUCGAGCAGCACUUGCCCCACACCCGGAGACAAGACGCAAAUCUCGCGAGCGCCGCGACAAGGAUCAGCUCAUCUUCCGCAAUGGGUAAGCAGUCGGGGAGGAUUGACCCUACCCUUCCGCCAGCAACAAAUCGCACACGCCAAGACAGCGACGGUCGUAAAAGGACCUUCAAGCAAAGGCAAAGCCGUCGGAAAAAGAGGGAAGAGCCCCGCGGCCAUUGAUGCCGGUGAAGCAUAUGCCACGGCCGUGCGUCGAACUCUUUUGGCGGUGGGCGCAGCCUUCGCGUUUGGAUUUGGGCUUUGGUUCAUGGAAGGUCGACAGCCGGCGAUGGAAUUUUUUGCCGGGUACCUGAUUGAAGAGUCCUUAAGCGUUGAUAACAUCUUCGUCUUCAUCAUGCUUUUCGAAUAUUUCAAGGUCCCCAUUGAAUAUCAAUCGCGGGCCCUUUCGUGGGGAAUCAUGGGGGCCGUGGCCAUGCGGGGCAUCAUGAUCUUCGUAGGGGUGGCUGCCAUUCAACGUUUCCGGUGGGUAGUCUUGCUCUUCGCGGGGGUGCUGCUCGGGAGUGCCUUUAAACUGCUGGCGGAGGUGGGGCACGAGGGCGGGGAGGAGGACCUGAGCAACAAUCUGCUGGUGGCAUGGGCCAAGAAAUUGGUUCAUGCGGUGGACGAAUACGACGGAGACAAUUUCUUCACGCGCAGGAACGGGAAGCGUUACGCCACCCCCCUUUUCAUGUGCUUGAUUUGCAUCGAGCUCUCCGACUUCGUCUUUGCCGUCGAUUCCAUACCGGCCGUGCUGGGGGUUUCCAAGGACCCUCUCAUCGUCUACUCAUCUAACAUCUUCGCCAUCAUGGCCCUGCGUUCUCUCUACACGCUCGUGGCCACGGCCGUCAACAGUUUGGAAUACAUCAAGCCUUCCGUCGCCCUGGUUCUGGCCUUUGUGGGCGGGAAGAUGGUCGCCGAGUUCUUCCACGUGGAAGUCCCGAUCUCUGUCUCCCUGGCCGUCGUUAUGUCCCUCUUGGGGGGAGGGAUCGGUCUGAGCUUGCUGAAGCAGAGGGUGCUUGCGAGGAGGGAUGUUUCGGGGUAAGGGAGGGGGUGCGCGGGAAAAGCGGGUGGAGGCGGGGGGCGACGCGGAAAACGGUCGCGCGGUGUACAAAUCGAGAUAGGGAGAGACCGUGGGGUCAUGCGAUGUCGUGCACGGUGCGCUUGUACGGUACUGUAGUCUAUUAGACUCUGGUCUGUGAGGCAGACAGUGGCGAUGGAUGAAAAAGGGGGAAGGCUCUGUAGUAUCUGACCUCGUUACGUGCAAAAUAACCACACAGAGAAGUCAGUGGUGCAGAGGUAAUAGUGAUAGGAUCUUUGUACGAAACUCGUGUUAGUAUUUUUAAACGAGCAAAUAAAGACAGGUGUGUGCAUGCAUA
Nannochloropsis gaditana CCMP526 is the source of this 1551-nucleotide messenger RNA. RefSeq lists its product as uncharacterized. The record is from RefSeq and is a predicted model, not a curated record. Gene Ontology annotation, cellular component: membrane. The transcript has 4 exons. Bases 60 to 1217 code for a protein of 385 amino acids.